CUGCCGCUUCCGGCCCGGGCGCCGCCUCCUCCCCCCGCCCCCACCCGCGGGAGCCGCCGCCCUCCCGGCCCCACAAGCCCGUCUCCCCGGGGUGCCGCGGCCGCGCUGGGAGGCCGGCAGGAGAAACGCGGAGACUUUGACAGCCUCCGGAAAGCCCUCGGCGGCCCGCGGGGAGGGUAGCCCUGAGCUCUCUACCACACGAGUUGCGCUGGUAUUUUCCUGGCGUCCCAAACCGAAGGUGGCCUUCUCGGAGAGGGGCCCUGAGUCUAGCCCGGGGCGCCUCGCGGGUCUCUAUAUAAAAACAUUUUUAAAAAAAUGUUGAGAAUCGCUGCCUACGAGGCCUGUUUGUUACGCCGCUGGGGAUGUGUGGGCCUAGGCCCACCAGGUGAAAUAAGAAGGCUUCCUUUAAAAGGAGGCUGCUGAGGGCAUAAGGCGUAUUCCUCGGGACAAAAUAAACCGAGGAAAGGAGCCCGGGUGGUAAGUUUGUGCUUAUGAGUGCACUGAGUGGGGACACAGAGCGGAGCACCCUGGACAGUGCCUGCUGGCCCAUGCCUGAGUCUGAGCCAUGUCUCCUCGCCCAGAUCUGGGAGUGAGAAUAGGAGUUCAGGUGGCCCUUGGCAGUCACCCCCGGAACUAGAUGCCUGCAUCCGAACACGCUGGCCUUCAGGCAUUGUUUUCUAGACCUCAAGGGAGGUGCUGACGUGUUGAUUUGGAAACCUGAAAUAACGCUGCUUUCCUUUCCUUGAAAGAUUUCAGGGUUCUGUCCAAACCCCAGAAGCCAAGGUUUGCAUUUUUGACGAUGACAUGCUUUGUGAGACGAAGCCAUGAGGCAGUCCUCGACUUACGGCAUUUCGAUCUACGGCGAUUUGUACUUGUGGUGCUCUGCCAUUUACACCUGUCAUUACUUACGGCACUGGAUCCUCGCACUUACAGCAGGCAACAACAGAGGCACCGGGGCUGGGGCGGGACGGUUACUGGAGAAAAGCAGAACCCCAAAGCAGAACUGAAUGAAAUCUCCAGAAGCCCUUCCCUGUGCCAUAAAGAAAAAAUGGAUUGGCUGGAAAUGGGGAAGGAACUAAGCUUCAGGAAACUAGCAGAGGGUUCAGACUGCCCAGAACAUCUGAAGUACAGCUUCAACAUAAAAGGUGAACUGAGGCAUCUAGAUACCAAUGAACCCUUUGUCUUUAAUUACUACAAAAAUGCACAUGAGAACAAUCAUAAACGCUAUCAGAUGUUAGGAUAUCUCAUUGAACAGUAUGUUUAUCAACUGCUGGAAAGAGCAUGCAAGCUGCAGAGAGUCCACCUUCCAAUAGAUGCUACAGAGAACGAACCCAGGAGUUUCUUUUUCAUGAGUGAGAAAGCAUUAACAAAUCCCUCAAGCCUAGUUGUCCUUCUACAAGAUCGUGGAGUUUUUCGGGCUGGGCAGUGGGGUCAGAAGACCAUAAUUCAUGAGGGCCUGGAGCAUGGAACUCAAAUACCAUUCAUCCAAAUGGCUCUCCAUGACUAUGGGGGAGUUAUUGUAUUAAAUCCCAAUGACAAUUUUAUUGAUAUGAAGAUGGAGGAGGAACGCUUGAGUUUCUUAACUAAGGGAGAAUCACUGUCCAAUAGCCAAUCCAUGGGACAGAUUCCAAAGAGAUGCAGCAGCAGCCCUGAAGAACAUACCAUUUAUGUCUGGGAUCAUUUUAUUUCAUCCAAGAGUUUAGCCAAGAAUGUAGCCUUCAUUGCUCAUGGCUAUGGAGGCUUGGUUUUCAUCAAUUUGCUCAUGCAGAGGAAGUGGGAGGUGAUGAGUAAAGUGUAUUCUGUGGCCUUUAUUGACUCCAUGCACCACACACAACACCAGGUGGGAAGCAAUCCAGAAAUGCAAGAAUGGAUACAGAAGCACUGUCGUGAAUGGGUAACAAACAGUAAACAUUUAGAUAGGCCCACAGGUUCCCUUGUUAAAGUGGAUUGUCCUAAAGUCUCUGCAGGGACUGAAAAAUACACCUUAGCUCCCUCCUACAGCUUACAGGCCAUCUUCAAGUACCUGAAGAGCACACUGAAAGCAAAGAACGUGGUAGCUUCCCCUCGUUCACCUAUUAAAACAAGGAGCACAUCAAGUAAGAGAUGCAGUAAAUAAGGGGAUGUUGAAUUUUCAUAACCCUCAUCCCAUGCCUAGCUCUGAAAACUUGAAACAAAAGCUCUUCUUGUAGUAGUUUUGGUAUUGAAUUUCUGAACUUUUUUUCUGAUUCCUUGCUUCCCCCCCUGCCAGGCAGAAAACAUUGUGUUAGAAAAGGGUUGAUAUAAUUCUUUUCAUAAAAAUGAAUUGUGCUUUUUAAAUGGAUGCCUGUAAACUGUUCCAAAAUUUAAAGGGUGCAAAGUAAAGAUCUUAAGGUA
Messenger RNA from Gavialis gangeticus (Gharial), 2373 nucleotides. RefSeq names its product putative protein FAM172B. The coding region runs from base 800 to 2116 and encodes 438 amino acids. Gene Ontology annotation, cellular component: nucleus. The transcript has 4 exons. The record is from RefSeq and is a predicted model, not a curated record. Lineage: Eukaryota; Metazoa; Chordata; Crocodylia; Gavialidae. Gene Ontology annotation, biological process: regulatory ncRNA-mediated heterochromatin formation. Gene Ontology annotation, molecular function: siRNA binding.